AUGGGUCAUGUUUCAGAGUUUGAGAAAGUGCAUCUAGUCUCAGGAAUUAGUGAUUUUGUGGCCUAUGACUAUAUGUCCUCUGAAGAUGAUGGCCCUGGGUUUGCAUGGGAUGCUGGUGAAACCUCAACACAUGGUCAGUUCCAUGGCUUCCAGGAGAACACCAACAUUGACAAGCCAAAGUGUCAUGUUCCUCGCUCUGUGUUGGAUGAGGCCUGGAUGGUUGCAUCUGGCAACCAAAACAUUAUUCUUGAAGUUAUUGAGAUUGAGGAUUGCAAGCUUGACCAGGAAGACUUGGCUGCACUGAAGGAAUGGAGAGAAUGGGACAGUCAAGCAAACCAGGUUAAUGUUACAAGUAUAGAUGAGGCAUAA
Molecule: messenger RNA, 369 nt
Organism: Laccaria bicolor S238N-H82
Lineage: Eukaryota; Fungi; Basidiomycota; Agaricomycetes; Agaricales; Hydnangiaceae
Exons: 3
Coding region: 1-369 (122 amino acids)
Source: RefSeq, a predicted model, not a curated record